Kuraishia capsulata CBS 1993 is the source of this 1704-nucleotide messenger RNA. RefSeq lists its product as uncharacterized. The transcript has a single exon. Lineage: Eukaryota; Fungi; Ascomycota; Pichiomycetes; Pichiales; Pichiaceae. Gene Ontology annotation, biological process: transmembrane transport. The record is from RefSeq and is a predicted model, not a curated record. The coding region runs from base 1 to 1704 and encodes 567 amino acids. Gene Ontology annotation, molecular function: transmembrane transporter activity.
AUGAAGCACCCCAGACUGUGGGACCAACAGGACACCAAAAUCAGAUUCGAUAUACUGUCUGCGAUUAUGAUUGACUUUGAUGCAAUUCCAGGAACUUCUCACUUGGUCGAGUUUGACCAAGUCAAGCUUAACGAGCUCGAGGUAGAGCCCAAGGAAAAAGACGUGGUGUUGAUCCCAACUCCAACAACUGAUCCAAAUGACCCACUGAACUGGAGUCUUCGCAGAAAGUGGCUCAACAUGUUUUGUAUGGUCGUUUAUGUGUUUGGAAUUGGAGUUCCAUGUUCGUGCUUAUUCUCUGUGCUCCCUCAGAUCGUGGAGGUGAGACACAUCUCUUUGGGUGCCCUGAACACUUCGACUGGUUACAUGUUUCUUUUCUAUGGAAUUGGUACAUACUUCUGUAUGCCCCUUGCUUCCCAGUUUGGAAAAAGGCCAGUCUACCUCUUUAGUCUAUUCAGCGUUAGUUUGGUCACAUUAUGGGAGGCUUACGCCAAAACCCAAGGUUCCUUCACGGGUUCCAAGAUUGUGCAGGGCUUCCUGGGGUCACCCAUUGAAACUCUCUGCGAAGUCAGUAUUUCUGACAUGUUUUUCGAGCACGAGCGUGGUACCUGGAUGAGUGUAUAUGCACUAGCAUUGUUUGGAUCAAACUAUGCUGCUCCAAUUGUUGCUGGGUUCAUUGCUGACGGUCAGGGCUGGCAGUGGGUGAUCUACUGGAGCUCAAUCUGGACUGCCGUUGCUUUCCUAUUUCUGUUCUUCUUUAUGGAAGAAUCAAACUACACCCGGCCACUUGAUAUUGACUCAGAUGAAUCACAAAUUGAGGUCAUUUCGAGUAAUGCUAAAGAGGCUAAUGUUACCCAUAUUCAACCUCGCGAUAGUAUCCGUUCUAUGGGUGUAGAAGUGUUGAAGGGUAACAUCCAGAUCGACAGUUCAAUCCCAUUGAAGUCCAAAAAAGAAAGAUUUGCUCUUUGGACGUAUGGCGAUAAGAAGUGGUUUAUAUAUUAUCUCACAGGCCCGUUUUUGAUGCUCCAAUUCCCUGUGGUCAUUUAUUCUGGUUUUCUGUACGGUGCCUCUCUGUUUUGGUACUCCGUCAUGAAUGGAACUCUGACUACGGUCUUCGGAGGCGCGCCAUAUAAUUUUUCGUCGGCCAUGUGUGGACUUGUCUAUGUUUCCCUUCUCAUUUUUGCUGCCAUCUUCAACUUCUAUGCUGGCUGGACCGCAGAUUGGCUCAAGAUCAAGUUGGCAACCAGACGUGGGGGAAAGUCUAACGCAGAAGAUCGGUUAUGGCUGCUUGGACUUUACAUGUUCAUCGGACCUGCUGCACUUUUCCUGUUUGGUAUUGGAGCUUAUUACCAAAUUCAUUGGUUUGCUGUUGUUAUUGGUGCGGGGAUUACUGGAGGCUCCGUCUUGCUGGGGUGUACGUCUGCUUGCAACUACACAAUCGAUACUUAUCGCGAGAUGGGUUCUGAGGCAAUGAUUGUGGUCAUUCUGAUUCGUAAUUGUAUGAACUUCGGGAUGGGUUAUGCAAUCACACCUUGGGUCAAUGAUUUGGGAUACAAGUACUGCUUUUUGAGUGCUGGGUUCAUCUGCUUUGGGUGCAUCAGCACCUUCCUUAUCAUGGAGAUCUGGGGCCCAACUUGGAGAGAGAAGACCAAGGGAAGAUACUGGAAGAUUAUACAAGACAGAAAGGCUGCUGGAAUUUCUCGCUGA